AUGGCGAAAACCGAAUAUGAGGACUUCCAGCCCGAGGUGAAAACGAAGCCGACGAGUAAUGGAAGGAGGUCGUCUCGGAGUGGCACAUUACACAGCGUCGCUGCGGGUGAUGUCGAGACACUGGAGCAAUUGGGCUACGAGCCAUCCAAUCUGCACCGAAACCGAUCUACGCGCACGCUUCUUUUCCAGUCGUUCGCCAUCUGCUCGAUACCAUACGGACUUGGAGGUCCCCUCAUCAAUGUCAUCUACGGCGGUGGCCCGUUAGCCCUUUUUGUUGGCUGGAUAGUCGUCGCCCUCCUCAGCCAAUGUGUCGCUUUAUCAGUAGCGGAAUUGGCUUCUAGAUAUCCAACCUCGGCCGGUCCGUACUACUGGUCCUUCCAAGUUGCAUCAAGAGGCAAGGCAGCUCUUUCUUUCGUCACUGGCUGGACCUGGUUGAUUGCCAACUGGACCAUCACGCUCUCCGUCAACUUCGGCUUUGCAUCACUCCUCGCCGGAACAAUCACCAUGAUGGAGCCGACUUGGGUCGCAACGUCAUGGCAGCUUCUUCUCAUAUUCUACGGUCUGACGAUAUUUACGGCGGUGGUGGUCAUCUUCUGCAAUCGAUGGCUCUCGACUGUGGAUGCAUUCUGUUCGGGGUUCAUUGGGGUGACUAUCUUCGUCGUCUUGAUCGCACUCUCAGUCCAGGCAAAAGCAGGCCGUCACGAUGCCGCCUAUGCUCUAGGCCACUACGAAGAGACCUUCUCUGGCUGGGAGCACUUUACGUUCUUCAUCGGUCUCUUGCCCUCGGCAUACGUCUUCUGCGCUGUUGGCAUGAUCUCGGCCAUGGCUGAGGAGUGCAAAGAUCCAUCCGUCAGAGUGCCCAAGGCCAUCGGACUUACCGUCCCUAUUCAAGGCGUGGCGGGGUUGUUCUUCAUCCUGCCUAUCUGCUUUACCUUGGCCCCACUGGAUCAGAUCAUUGCCUCCCCUUACGGCCAGGCCUUGCCAGUUGUUUUCAGCGCCGCCAUGGGCACCCCCGGUGGCGGUCUUGGGCUCAUGGUUCUCGUUUUGAUUGUCACAAUCGGUUGCAGUCUGAGUAUCACAGUCGCCGCAUCUCGUUGCACCUGGGCAUUUGCUCGAGACAACGCCAUCCCAGGUGCUCACCUGUGGUCCAAAGUCGACGCAAAGUUGGGGGUUCCCGUCAACGCCGUCAUCCUAGUCACUAUUGUCGAAAUGCUGCUUGGUCUCAUCAACAUCGGAAGCACUUCGGCGUUCACAGCUUUCGUGUCCGUUGGUGUGAUGGCCCUGGAAAUUAGCUACCUCAUCCCCAUCCUCAUCAGCUUGAUGCAUGGACGUAAAGAGGUCAAUGGGGCUCGUUAUACCUGUGGACCAAAGAUCGGCACGCUCGUCAACUGCAUUGCUAUUGCUUGGAUCUUCUUCCAAACGGUCUUGUUCAGUAUGCCCACUGCGCUGCCAGUCACGGCAGUCUCAAUGAAUUACGCUAGUGUGGUCUUCGUUGGUUUCGCCGUGCUAUUCGCCAUAUGGUACCGGGUUCAUGCACGGAAAGUUUACAAGGGGCCGCCUGCAACAGAUGGAAUCGCUGCGUGA
Molecule: messenger RNA, 1584 nt
Organism: Colletotrichum chrysophilum
Lineage: Eukaryota; Fungi; Ascomycota; Sordariomycetes; Glomerellales; Glomerellaceae
Exons: 2
Coding region: 1-1584 (527 amino acids)
Biological process (GO): transmembrane transport
Cellular component (GO): membrane
Molecular function (GO): transmembrane transporter activity
Source: RefSeq, a predicted model, not a curated record